UCCACAAAUGCCUAAGUACAACCUGCAAGUCAAGGCUGAGCUCGCACGCGUCGAGCAGUUCCAGCCAGCGUCGGCGGCAGAGUACGAGUUCCACCUGCUCCUCGCGUGCGCCCACUGCAAAGAGUCCACCGGAAAGCACGUCAACUUUUCACUGCAGGACGAGGCGGACAUUCCCGGUGGCCGUGGCGUCGCCAACUUUGUUGCCAAGUGCAAGCUGUGCUCGCGCGAUUUUUCAAUAGAAAUCAUCAAGGGAUCCAUCGUCCCAUACAAGAGCUCUAGCAACAAUGGAUUUGCGACCAUUGCGUCGUUUGAAUGCCGCGGCGUUGAGCUGACUGGAUUUGAGCCCGCGAGCGGAUGGACUGUCGUCGCAGAAGAAACAGGAACGACAUUUACGGACGUGGAUCUCUCCGAGGAGUUUGCCGAGUACGACGAGAAAGCCAGCGAGCCCGUUGGUAUCAGCAGUCUAGAGUCUCGCUUUGUCGUAUCCAAGUAGCCCCUGUACCGCAGCUCGGCAUGCGAUGAGUUGAUUGUUGAUUUUGAAAAAUCAUCUCAGGAUGCUAGGCGCAUGAACAACCCCUCAACAAAAGUGUUGUUUCGUUUUCAAAGAAGUGCAGAGAUCUCUCAAUGCGGUCGAAAUAAGAAAGAGAGCGUUUCGUAAGACUUCAUUGGUUUUCAUUAAACGCGCAGUAUCCAAC
Capsaspora owczarzaki ATCC 30864 is the source of this 695-nucleotide messenger RNA. RefSeq lists its product as hypothetical. The record is from RefSeq and is a predicted model, not a curated record. The coding region runs from base 8 to 493 and encodes 161 amino acids. Lineage: Eukaryota; Filasterea; Ministeriida; Capsasporidae. The transcript is spliced from 5 exons. Gene Ontology annotation, molecular function: zinc ion binding.